Messenger RNA from Erythranthe guttata (spotted monkey flower), 1602 nucleotides. RefSeq lists its product as hypothetical. Gene Ontology annotation, molecular function: glycosyltransferase activity. Lineage: Eukaryota; Viridiplantae; Streptophyta; Magnoliopsida; Lamiales; Phrymaceae. The record is from RefSeq and is a predicted model, not a curated record.
AUGUACGACCCGAUAUUCUCGAAAAGUUUUAGUAGAUACGAGCGAAGAAAAUUCGGAUGUUGCGCACUAAUUUUGAGCUCCGUUAUUGCUUUGUGCAUUUGCUCAACCUCCAAGCCUAACAUGCAUCCCUCAUCACUGAUUGGCGAUACUGUCAAUUUGAAGCUGUCGAUCGAUGCCGUUGAAGGCAUGCUUGUAAUUGACGAUGAAAUGAAUGAUCGUGACAACUCCAAGCUAACAGUUGGCAGCGUUACAAAUCGAUCAAUUUCGAUUAGUGCUACUCAAAAAAUGUUUGUCGUCAACGAAACCAUUAAUACGAUAUCUCAACCAAUAGUUGGCAGCGUUGCAAAUCAGCCAAUGUCGAUCAGUGCUACUCAAGACAAGCUUGUCGUCAACGAAACAAAUACGAUCUCUCCAGAAAUAGAAAUUCAAACCAAAGAAAUAGAGCCGUUGUGCAGAAUUUUGGAGGCAAAUGCAGACUAUUGUGAGAUGGAAGGCGACAUAAGGGUGGACGCCAACUCAUCGACCGUAUAUCUAGUCACACAUCGUUCCAUCAUUGAAUCACAGCCGUCGAUCACCACUUCAUGGAUCAUACAGCCUUACCCAAGAAAGGGAAUUCUAUACGUCAAGAAUUGGACAGUUACAUUGGUAUCGAACGACGAUAAAAGAGUUCCGGAAUGUUCUAGAACCCACAACCAUCCAGCUGUCCUUUUCUCCAUCGGAGGAUUCUCGGGAAACCACUUCCACGAUUUCGCCGAUAUAUUAGUGCCAUUAUUCUCAACAUCAUUUCAUUUCAAAAAGCAAGUCCAUUUUCUCGCGAGCGAUUACAAGCCAUGGUGGCACUCUAAAUUCCGACCCUUAAUCGACAAGCUAACCAGCCACGAACUAGUCGACAUAGACAGAGAAACGCAAGUCGUAAACUGCUACAACAAAAUGACAGCUGGCGUCAAGUUCUACAGCGAACUCGUCAUAAAAAACUCUUCUUCUUCAUCAACAAUCACCAUGCAGAAUUUCAGGCAAUUUCUCCGAAAAACGUACUCGCUGGAACGAACUAAAUCCAUCAAGAGGAAAAAGGGUCCUCAAACCACAAGGCCCCGUCUCAUGAUAGUGUCGAGAAAAGGUACACGGAUACUAACAAACGAGGCCGAAAUUACCCGAGUGGCGAAAAAGCUAGGGUACGAGGUUGUUUUAGCGGAACCCGAGAUUUCCGCCAACUUGACAGCGUUUGCGCAGAUUGUGAACUCUUGCGAUGUUUUGAUGGGAGUACACGGAGCUGGAUUAACGAACAUGGUUUUCUUGCCCGAUAAUGCAAUCUUGAUUCAAGUGGUUCCGUUGGGAGGGAUUGAUGGAUUUGCUAAGCUUGAUUUCGGAAACCCUGCUUCUGGUAUGAACAUAAGGUAUGUGGAAUACAAGAUCAAAAUCGAAGAGAGUUCUUUAUUUCGACAGUAUCCGAUUGACCAUCCGGUUUUGAGGGAUCCGUUGUCGUUCCAUAGGAACGGGUGGGGUCAACUUAGGUCAAUUUACUUGGAUAACCAGAAUGUCACCAUUGAUGCUCGGAGGUUUAGAGGCACUUUAGUGAAGGCUCUCAAGCUUUUACAACAUUGA